This is a messenger RNA of Sinocyclocheilus anshuiensis, 2030 nucleotides long. Its product is annotated as Fc receptor-like protein 5. The transcript has 10 exons. Lineage: Eukaryota; Metazoa; Chordata; Actinopteri; Cypriniformes; Cyprinidae. Bases 24 to 2030 code for a protein of 668 amino acids. Gene Ontology annotation, biological process: cell surface receptor signaling pathway; immune response. The record is from RefSeq and is a predicted model, not a curated record. Gene Ontology annotation, molecular function: transmembrane signaling receptor activity. Gene Ontology annotation, cellular component: external side of plasma membrane.
AUAAAGGCGGAAACAACAGUGUAAUGUUACAGUCAUCUGAGCGUUACACUGUAAACAGAGACACUCUCACUAUCAGAGGACUGAAUGAGUCUGAUCAGGAUCAGUACUGGUGUAGAGGACAGAGAGAUGAAAGACCAAAAUCAUCACAGGAGAGUGAACGAAUAAAUCUGUCUGUUAAUGAUUUACCCACGUCUACACUGACUGUGACACCAGACAGUCCUGUAUUCACUGGAGAGACAGUCAAUCUGAAGUGUGAGAUUGAGCCUUGCAGUAACUGGAGAUAUGAGUGGUAUAAAGACGGCACUAAAAUGUCUGAGGAUUACACUGUAAAUGGAAACACUCUCACUAUUGAACGAUCUGAAACAUCUGAUUCGGGUCAGUACACGUGUAAAGGACACAUAGAUGGAAGAUCAGUCUCAUCACAAUCAAGCUCUGCUGUUUCUCUCUCAGUGAAGGAUUUACCCAGAUCUACACUGACUGUGACACCAGACAGUCCUGUAUUCACUGGAGAGACAGUCAAUCUGAAGUGUGAGAUUGAGCCUUGCAGUAACUGGAGAUAUGAGUGGUAUAAAGACGGCACUAAAAUGUCUGAGGAUUACACUGUAAAUGGAAACACUCUCACUAUUGAACGAUCUGAAACAUCUGAUUCGGCCUACUACACACAAUAUAGUGAUGCACUGUGGGUAAAUGUUACAGUGAGUUCAAAAGCUGUGGUGACGGUACGGCCUGAUGAACAAGUGUUCAGAGGAGAAACAGUCACUCUCAAAUGUGAUAUAAAGUGUGGAGAAGACACCGAGUGGACAUAUAGAUGGGAAAUAGAGGGAACAAACUACCAAUAUACAAACUCUGUUGGCCGAACCUCAACACAAGAGUUGAACAUCAGGAGUGUUGAUCACUUUCACAGCGGUAAAUACACCUGCACAGGACAGAUGGGAACACAAAUCUCUCAGCACAGUGACGCUGUUACACUUACUGUAUCAGCUGAAGCUCAGGCAGCAGUGCGAGUGUCUCCACAGCCGUGGCUGAAUGAAGGAGACUCAGUGACUCUGAUCUGUGAGGUUACAGGCUCCUCUACAGGCUGGACGUUCAGCUGGUUCAGAGAUGAUGAUCAUCUGUCCGACAGCAGCAGAGGAGCUGGAGGCUCUUACACUCUCAGUCCUGCUGCUCUACAGCACACAGGAGUUUAUACGUGCAGAGCAGAGAGAGGACGACCGGCCUAUUACUCAAAGAACAGUAACACACAGCCACUGUGGAUCACUCGUGUCUCUGCUUCAGUGUCUCUGGUGGUCAGUCCCAGCAGAAGUCAACACUUCUCAUCUGACUCUCUCUCUCUGAGCUGUGAGGAUCAGAGUAACUCUACUGGAUGGUCAGUGAGAAGAUACACAGACAGAAACACAGAAGAUUGUUCAAAAUUAACAGGAUCUACAUGUCGAAUCGACUCCCUCAACACAUCUGACACUGGAGUUUACUGGUGUCAGUCUGAAUCCGGAGAGAAACGUCAUCCUCUAAACAUCACUGUUCACAAUGGUGAUGUGAUUCUGCUGAGUUCUGUUGAUCCUGUGAUUGAGGGAGAUACUCUGACUCUACACUGUUUACAUCGAUCUACAAACUCCCCGAUCCUCAGAGCUGAUUUCUAUAAAGACGGAUCACUCUUCCAGAAUCAGACGACAGGAGAGAUGAACAUCACAACUGUCUCAAAGUCACAUAAGGGUUUCUACUACUGUAAAACAGAGAGAGGACAGUCACUGCACAGCUGGAUCUCAGUCAGAGCAGCUUCAUCUUCUCUUCUGGUCACUGGUGUGGUUGUGGGAUUGAGUGUUUGCCUGUUGUUCUUCCUCUCACUGGUGCUGCUGUGGAGAUACAAGAAGAACAAAUGUGUGGCGCAGUUCAUAACAUUUUGUAUGAUUAAUACAAUUGAACAGCAACAAAUGAAAGAUCAGCAGCGUAACAUUAACCAGACAUCAGUCCCAAAUCAAUCUGCACAAUCUCAACUGGAAAACUCUCCACUGCAGUCUGGUCAGCCUCAAUAA